Sabethes cyaneus is the source of this 2867-nucleotide messenger RNA. RefSeq names its product BTB/POZ domain-containing protein KCTD3. Gene Ontology annotation, biological process: protein homooligomerization. Lineage: Eukaryota; Metazoa; Arthropoda; Insecta; Diptera; Culicidae. The record is from RefSeq and is a predicted model, not a curated record. Bases 174 to 2543 code for a protein of 789 amino acids. The transcript has 7 exons. Gene Ontology annotation, molecular function: protein binding.
ACAUUUAACUUGUUUCAUCUAAUAAGCGGAUGAGCAUAAUCUAAUAUAAUUCGUGAAAGUGAUUUUGGCAAUCUUUUAAAUAAAACGAUUUUGCCAAAUAAACAUCAUGUUAUAAUAGUUUAAUCGGAUGAUUUGGAAACAUAUCAUAAUACCUUUUUGUUGGUGAAAAUAAGAUGGCAUAUUCGAGCCACAUCAGCGAUAUUGUCAACUUGAAUGUUGGUGGAACAAGAUUUUCUACAUCACGUCAGACUCUAACGUGGGUUCCGGACACUUUCUUUACGUCCUUAUUAAAUUCUGAGCGGAAUGGCCGAAUAUCAAGCUUGCGUGAUGAAACUGAUGCAAUUUUCAUCGAUCGAGAUCCGAAGCUUUUCUCCAUAAUACUUAACUAUUUGCGAACUAAAGAGAUAGAUAUCCGCUCCUGUGACAUUCGUGUGCUUCGCCAUGAGGCCGAAUUUUACAACAUAUCUCCAUUGAUCAAGCGAUUAAUGUUAUGCGAGGAAAUGGACCAGUCUAGCUGUGGAGAUAUUUUAUUUUACGGAUAUUUGCCAGCACCAAACAUUCCCACACAGGAACAAGCUCUUCCGUCGUCUUCAACUAGUUCAGUCAGUGGAAUUACUGCGGCUUGUAAUUCUCUAUCUGGUACGACAUCGAACAGCUCAGCUCAAUCUGGUCCAUCUAAAUCUCAAAUAGAUGCUUUACCCGUACCAUCUACGUCGCAAACACCGGUGGCGUGCCCAUCGGUGGCAGGAACCUCUGGUGGUGGGCCGUUUCACGCUUCCUCUAAUCCACGACCUGGAUCGAUGGUACGAGUUCCAGAAUUUUCUCAGAGUUCUGGGUCGUCUGGUAGUAGUGCUGGCGGGGCCAGUGGAUCUCGUCAUGCAGGGCAUUCUAGGAACUCAUCUUGGGAUCUUCGAGUGUCAUACAACGGCAACGGGCGAAAUUCUCAGUGGGUACCAGGUCAUUCGCGAACCGCAUCGCUAGAUAUGAUGCGGCAUCAUUCUCGUAAUUCCUCUGUCGAUCUGAAUAAGUACAUUCGGAGCGAGGUUGGGUUGGUAUUUGGUCCAGGCCAAUCAUCUGGUUGGGCAGACCCAAUGCGAGUUCAAAUUAUAAAGGCUCAUCAUAACUGGAUUUUAGUUGCCUACGCGCAUUUUGUAACCUGCUACCGUUUGAAAGAUUCUUGUGGUUGGCAACAGAUUUUUGUUUCGCCUUUUGUAGAACAGACGAUCGAGCGGAUUGCUAUAAACGCGAAAAUGAGUCUUGCAACAUCUGCCGGCGAACAGUCACAUAGCAAAAUGGUUGCAAUCUCGUACGGCAGUCAAAUACGACUAUGGGGAAUCUCGGAAGAUGGAAGUAAAAGUGACGUUGGUAUUUUUAAUCUUAAUGUGCGCGUUGAGUAUCUCUUCUUCAUCGGAAGUCAGCUGGUAGCGCUUUCAUCAUCUGGAAAAAUCGGUGUUUGGCAUGCGAUGACUCAACAUUGGCAGAUCCAGGAUCUGGUUCCUAUUUUGGCAUUUGAUACGGCAGGCUCGUUUCUCCUACUCGGAUGCAAUAAUGGCUCAAUUUAUUAUAUAGAUAUGCAGAAGUUUCCACUUAGAAUGAAAGAUAAUGAUUUGCUUGUUACUGAGUUGUACAAAGACCCAUCAAAUGAUUCGAUUACAGCCAUUUCGGUUUAUUUAACACCUAAGACAACAAGUUUGUCUGGAAAUUGGAUUGAAAUCGCUUACGGAACCAAAUCCGGCUCAGUGCGCGUUAUUGUUCAACAUCCGGAAACGGUCGGCCACGGGCCGCAACUUUUUCAGACUUUUACUGUACACCAAAGUUCGGUUACAAAGGUAACCUUAUCGGAGAAGUUCCUCAUCUCUGUGUGCAGCGAAUACAAUCAUGUGCGCACAUGGCAGGUUACACGGUUCCGUGGCAUGAUCUCAACUCAACCGGGCUCGACACCGGAGGCUUCAUUUAAGAUUGUUUCCCUGGAAGCAGUGGAUUCCACUUAUAGCUACUCUGCCGGUAACGAUUUUGGGCCUUUUGGUGAACAAGAUGAUGAGCAGAUCUUCGUACAAAAAGUUGUUCCGGAUACAGAUCAGUUAUACGUACGGUUAGCAUCAAAUGGUGAACGUGUUUGCCUAAUUCGUUCGGUUGACGGGACAACCGUUACCUCGUUUUGUGUACAUGAGUGUGAGGGAUCGUCUAGAAUGGGUUCUCGUCCGCGCCGAUUCAUUCUCUCCGGUCACUGUAAUGGUGCAAUUCAGAUGUGGGACUUAACGACAGCACUGGAGAUUUUUAAGAAAAAGGAUCAAAACAAAAAGCUCAUAGGAGGACCCUCGGCCGAUGAGCUAAUUAGACUAUUAGAUCAGUGUGAUCUCAGUAACAGUCAUUGUUCGACGCCGUGUAUGUCACCGUGUCCAUCAACGAUUUCGUCGGGAGGAGUGGCCACUGCGGCUCGACUAAAACCGUUCAACGUGGCUUUUCUCAAUCAAUCUGCGGCAGCCGCUGUUGGAGCAGCAGCUGCUGGUGCUGGCCCACUCAAUCUAGACCAACCGAACUGAUCUACGCUAAGACGCCGACGCGGGAUUUGAAAAUGGUUGUGCUGUUAUCUGAAUCUGUGAGUGCAAUCGAGAUGCUGAAAUACAAAGUGAUAAUAAAUUACACUUUUCGGUCUAAGGUGAAUACACAUAUAUUCUCUAAAUGUGAUUUUAAUCUUAUAUGAUAAUAACGAUUUGUCAUAUGACACUCGCUCCAAAAGAGCGCUUAAAUUUAUCGACGUUGACUACUCUUGAUAUCAUUGAAACAUUGUCAACAAAGGCUAUGGCAUUAGCUUGUAUUUUAAACUUUAGCCAAUCCGAAUAUGUAGAAAUAAAUUAUAUUUUUAA